Molecule: messenger RNA, 2787 nt
Organism: Suillus clintonianus
Lineage: Eukaryota; Fungi; Basidiomycota; Agaricomycetes; Boletales; Suillaceae
Exons: 9
Coding region: 1-2787 (928 amino acids)
Source: RefSeq, a predicted model, not a curated record
AUGACCCGUUGGGUCGAUGACCGAGAGAAAUAUUUUAUGGAGUUGAUUAGACUCGAAGGCCGUGGUGAUUAUGCCACUCGUGAAGCUUGUCAUGGACAUCGGGGAUGUGCAUUUGAGCCAGAGUAUCGCUGCAAAGAUUGUUUCGGCACCGAGCUGUACUGUAAGGAUUGCACGGUGGAAAGACAUCGUGAUCAGCCGUUGCACAGGAUCGAGCGCUGGAAUGGUUAUUACUUUGAGGAGACUACCCUCAAACAUCUUGGACUCCGAAUCCAGCUUGGCCACGCAGUUGGCGAACGAUGCUUCAAUCCAAGCAAGGCAUUCGACGAUGGCUUUGUGAUUCUGGACAUAGAUCGUGUUCAUCAAGUUGCGCUAGACUUUUGUGGGUGCUCGUGUGCACAAAGUCAUGUAACCCAAAUUCUUCGAGCCCGCUUGUAUCCUGCAACAUGCUCCGACCCCAAAUCGGCUGCCACCUUCCGACUUUUGCAACACUUCCAGAUGUUGACUUUUGAGUCAAAAGUGUCCGCAUUCAAAUAUUGGCAGACAGUCUCUCGUCUCACGGAUAACACAGGAAUCAAGCCCUGCAAGUAUCGUUACGAAAGCUUACUGCGCAUGAUCAAGCAAUGGCGAAACAUCACACUUCUUAAACGUUUCGGCCGAGGUCACGAUCCUGCUGGUAUUAAUGCGACCGAACUAGGAGGAUGCGCCGUACUUUGUCCCGCCUGCCCUCACCCUGGCAAGAAUCUACCGGAAGACUGGAAAAUGGCGCCGCCUGACAAGCAGUGGCUGUACGCACAAUAUUUCGCUAUCGACGCGAACUUUCGUCUGGUACGGAAGAACGUGUCGUCCGAUAGCGUCGACCCUGGUUUAAGUAAAGGGUGGGCUUACUUUGUUGAGGAGACCGGCUUCAAACUAUUCUUGAAGGAUGUCGGAAAGGUCUCACAAGAGAAAAGCACUUGCGUCAGCCACAACGCCGUGAACCUCGCUGAAACAAAGAACUCACGAGGGCUGGCUGCGACAGGAGCAGGGACCGUAGACUGUUCUCGUCACAACUUCAAGCGGCCUUGUGGAGUGGGAGAUCUUCAACGAGGAGAGAAGUAUGUAAAUAUGGAUUAUCUCUUUUUCUCGACCGUACAGCACUCCAGCGAAGUCAUCGUACUUAACGUGUCUUAUGACAUCGCCUGUCAGUGGAGCAAGAAUAUAUGGACCCGAAUGUCGAAAUACCCAUCGCGUCUACACUUCGAGCGUGACGGAAAGACAAUGACUUUCCUCGUUCCGAAGUUUCACUUGCCAGCCCAUAUCACCGCUUGUCAGACCUCUUUUUCGCAUAACCUUAUCAAAGGUAUGGGUCGCACAGAUGGCGAGGCUCCCGAGCGAGGAUGGGCCAAUAUCAAUCCCGUUGCUACGAGCACACGGGAGAUGGGCCCUGGUGCACGCAGAGAUACCCUUGAUGACCAUUUCGGUUACUACAAUUGGAAGAAAUUUACUAACUUCGGUAUUAGUUUAUUGAGCAAGAUAAAGACCGCAAUUCCCGAGCGCGAACAACACCAGCGCGACUUCGACGAAUUCAACUGCGCGCUGACCAACGAACGUCCAAGUGAAGUAGUCCAGUGGAAAGAAGUUGUAGAAAGCUGGGAGUCUGACCGUUCAAGCAAAAAUCCGUUCGAGAUAACGACGGUCUCCUUGACGCUGGCUGCCGUGCGCCUCAAACUAUCUCAACAGGAAGCUCAAGACCUCGAAAAUGGACUCAACAAUUCAUUGCAUACAGAUAUCUCACCCAGCGUGCUGAUAUCAUCUGGAAUUGACCUCGAAGAACAACAAUACCGCCUACGACAAGAUAUGGCUGCUCUCAGUGCCCAUCCGACGGAUCUGCAAUUGACGAAGCUACAGGAACGCUCGAAUGCACUCCUUCGAAAGAUAGAGCAGUGGUGCAAUAUUCAGUUGCUCUACAUGCCUGGAGUCGGCCGCCUUCGUGCAAUUGACACUGCGAAUGCGCAAUCUGUCCGUGAGGAGAAAGCACAUGAAGUCAUGCUGUGGCUUCCGUCAAAGGUCAAGGAGACCACUGAGUUGUGCGAGGAGCCGCUUUGCGCAUACAAAUUGGAGUUACGGCGUGCUCAGGCGCACGAAGCUCUGGACGACCUUCGCCGACAGCUUCGGCUUCGCACUCACCUUUACAAGUUCAAGGACACACACAUCCGGGGUCAACGGGCUAACACUAGGGCGUCUACGGUGCUUAACAAAGUGGAGCAUACGAUAAAAACUGCUGUUGCGCGGUAUCGUAGAGCCUGGUCAGCAAUCAAGACACUAUCCGCGGUCCUGGGCAAGCCGAAUUGGGAAGUAGAGUUGCCAGAGUUACAACUGGCUGAUGUUCGGGGGAUGGCGGAGGGAGAAACCGGGCAAUCCGAAGGCAAGCGCACCUUGUCCUGGAUCUGGAAGACCUGUGGUGUAGCUGGAGUUGGCGAAGAUGGCGAAGCUGUCCUAUCUGAAGGAUUGCGUAUCGAGUGGUGCAAGUCUCGGGCACGCGCUAACCGAUGGGCAGAGGAAGUCGAGCUCCUGCAAGAGGAGAUGCGCCGUGUAGCCGACUUUCUUGCCUGGCAUGCGGGAUGGUGGGAGAAGCGGGCAAAUUGGAGGACUGUCCCAGCCGCACCCGAACAGGAGGGUCUCCAAGGAUAUGCGAAACGCCAGGCUGCUCUUCGGAGGGCGAUGCGGGUGAGAUUCCAGGAGAUGUGGAGUGUCGUGCCGGCCCUUCUCCAGUCCCCAUCACCUGGUAUGGAUCCCCCCGUGUUGUAG